CUAAAAGAAGAAAUCAAGAGUAAUAGGCAUAGUGAGGUGGAGAAAGCUUGCCUUUAUACAAUGCUAUCCUAUUUUUGUCUUGUAGAGCAUGGUUACAAAAAAUUUGAUGCAAGCAUUGUUGUAGCAGAAAUAGCAAGAAAGG
Dentiscutata heterogama is the source of this 142-nucleotide messenger RNA. NCBI's taxonomy places the organism in Eukaryota, Fungi, Glomeromycota, Glomeromycetes, Diversisporales, Gigasporaceae. The record is from the annotation of a GenBank genome assembly.